AUGGAAUGCGCACCCGAGGAACCGGGCAAAAUGACCGCGGAGAAAGCUCUCGAGCUUAACGAGGUAGCGGCAAUUUGCGGUCCACCACGUCAGCAAGUAUGCAAAGGGAAGGAACAGCUGACAGUGAGCCAAGAGGAGGAAGUGAAAGCACCUAGGCUUGCGGCUGGUACUGCAAGACACAUGAUCAAAUUGCCAUACCUGGCCAGAGUGGGGGGCAAAGGCUUAUCGCGGCGAGCAUUGUUCUGGACUGCAAGGCAACCGCCGUACGCUCAUCAGACGGGCGUCGCCGGUGCUUUGCGAAAUGUGGGACAUCGGCUCUCGACUUUUCUUGGACGGCGACUUUACCGGAAGUGUAUCGUCCAACGCUCAAAAGAGACGACGUGA
Messenger RNA from Pseudozyma hubeiensis SY62, 384 nucleotides. RefSeq lists its product as hypothetical. NCBI's taxonomy places the organism in Eukaryota, Fungi, Basidiomycota, Ustilaginomycetes, Ustilaginales, Ustilaginaceae. The record is from RefSeq and is a predicted model, not a curated record. The coding region runs from base 1 to 384 and encodes 127 amino acids. The transcript has a single exon.